Gracilinanus agilis (Agile Gracile Mouse Opossum) is the source of this 2412-nucleotide messenger RNA. It is a transcript of the gene MPL, whose product is annotated as MPL proto-oncogene, thrombopoietin receptor. The record is from RefSeq and is a predicted model, not a curated record. Gene Ontology annotation, cellular component: membrane; external side of plasma membrane. The transcript is spliced from 14 exons. The coding region runs from base 1 to 2412 and encodes 803 amino acids. NCBI's taxonomy places the organism in Eukaryota, Metazoa, Chordata, Mammalia, Didelphimorphia, Didelphidae. Gene Ontology annotation, molecular function: protein binding; cytokine receptor activity. Gene Ontology annotation, biological process: positive regulation of cell population proliferation; hemopoiesis; cytokine-mediated signaling pathway.
AUGGGCAGACGGUCUGGGGUCCCUGAGAGGAGCCUCCCCCACCCUUCCUCCUGGAGGGCGCAGCUUUUGCCCCCGCUCCAGCGGCUGAGGUCCCCUGCGGCUCCUGCGACCCAAGAAAGCCUCCCUCUCACCGAGCGCCAGGAGGCCUCUGGGAGCCUGCCUGCCUCCGGAGGUCCUAGGGCUUCCUCCUCCAGCCAGGGCUUCCAAGGGGCGCGGUCUGCCUCAAUGUCCGCAAUCCCCGAUGCCCAGCUUCUGGCGGAUGAGCCCGAACCCCUGCGCUGCUUCUCCAGAGAGUUCGAGGACCUCACGUGCUUCUGGGAUGAGGAUGAGGAGGAGAUCCAGGCUGAGGACGAAGAGCAGGGAGGCGGGCAAGAUGGAGAGCCCUACCAGCUCCUCUUUGCCUACCCCGGGGAGGAGCCCCAGGUGUGCCCACUGAGCAUCCAGAGACUGCCCAGUGGAGGGAUCCGGCACGUCUGCCAAGUCCAGCCUGCUGAUGGCCUGCGUCUCUUUGCCAAGUUGGCCCUGUGGCUGUGGGACCCUGCCAGAGCCCAAAACCGGACCCAGCGAGUGCUCAGCGUGGAAAACGUGGGCCUGCCUGCCCCACCUAAGAGCAUCACUGCAAUGACUUCUGGUCAGACUGGGGAGCUGCAAGUCACCUGGGAGGUGCAGCCCCCUGAAAUUAGUGACUUCAUGCAGCACGAACUCCAGUAUGGCCCUUUGGAUCCCAGCAACUCUGCUCAGCCCACAGUCACAGCUCUGCUUCAAGCACCCAUGUGCUGCCCAUUCAUGAGGUGGCCCCAGCAGGCCACUGAAACCACUAGGCCUGACCUGACUCCAGCUCAGUCUCUACAGCAGCACUCCACCAUGGAGGGAUCCUCCAAAAAAGGAUACAUGAGCCAGGGACCUGCCAUCAGGGGACACACAGUGCCACAGCGGGAUGGUCUACCACAGCUUCAAGCCACCAGAGAAUCCCUAGAUCUAAUUGGUGGAAGCUGUAUCAUCUCAGGGUUUCAACCUGGGACCUCCUAUUGGCUCCAGCUCCGGAGGAAGCCUGAUGGGAUCUCCCUCAAGGGUUUCUGGGGACCUUGGUCAUCUCCUGUGACUGUGACCCUGCCACAGGAUGCAAGGGAGAUUGGGCUGCACUGCUUCACUCAGGACCUGGAACGUGUCACAUGCCAGUGGCAAGGACCAGCCCAUUCCACCACCUCCCAUGGCUACUUCUACCACUGGAGGACUGCUGGCAGCUGCCCUGGAGACAGGGGUCCAGCAUGGAAGAAAUGUAAGAAAAUGGACUCCAGGGAAGAGGAAACCUCAGUCUCCCAAUGUCACUUCGAGUCCCAAAAUGACAGCACCAUUCACAUCCUGGUGGAAAUAACCAAUGAGCAGGGGACCAUCCAUCAGUUCCUUGGCACUCCCUUCUGGAUGCAUCAAAUUGUUCUCACUGAAGCCCCACAGCUGCAGUGGACAGCUGGACAGGGUGGACAGCUCAAGCUGAGCUGGAGGCCACCUUUGCCCUGGCUUCCUGGGAAGACCCACUAUCAGCUCCGUUACUCCGGGCAGAAGCACAGACACUGGAAGGUGCUGGAGCCGCCUCCGGAUGCGCUGGGAGAGAUGCUGGAGCUCCGCCCAGGAGCCCAGUACAGGCUGCAGCUGCGUGCACGGCCAGACGGCCCCACCUAUUACGGACCUUGGAGCGCCUGGUCUGCGCCUGCGCUCGUGGAGAUGAGGGCCGCGGCUGCGCAAUGCGCUCCAGAGGGCGAGGUAGGGCGGGUAUGGCAGCGUUGGGUGAGAAAGGGGGCGGGGCCAGGGCGAGGCGGUCGGUCGGUCGGAGAAAGGAGGCGCUCUGGCCCAGCCAUUCUGACCUUCGCGACCCGGACCCCCCUGCUAGGUUGGAUCUCCGUGGUGACGAGCACUGUGCUGACGCUGAGCUUCGGUGGCCUCCUGGGUCUCGGUCUCGUGUUGCGGCGCCUUUUCCCGGCGCGAUUCAGGGCCCUGUGGCAGACCCUAUGGCCUCCACUUCCUGACCUUCAUCGGGUUCUUGGAGGUUUCCUCACUGAGCCCCCAGCCUCCUUGAGCCAGCCCAAGGCCUCAGCCUCAGGUGUAGAUGAAGAAGAGGAACCCAGCCUCUUGGAGGUCCUUUCUGAGUCUGUGGAUGGCCAAUCCCAGCCGGAUUACCCUGUGUUGCUUCAGGCUGGCUGCUUGGGGUCCUGGUCCCCACCCCUGGCCCCAGCCCCUACAGACUCUGAGCUUGGCCCCACCACUCACAUUGACAACUACUCCUACCUGCCUCACUUGUCCCACCCUCCCCCACCUUCAAAUCAUUGCCACCAGCCCUUGGACAAAGGUCCAGCUCUAACACCACCGCCUGAUUAUGGAAGCCUGAGUAAGGCUGGCUACAAGUUCCCUGAGUAG